Plasmodium berghei ANKA is the source of this 4155-nucleotide messenger RNA. Its product is annotated as protein phosphatase, putative. The transcript has a single exon. The record is from RefSeq and is a predicted model, not a curated record. Lineage: Eukaryota; Apicomplexa; Aconoidasida; Haemosporida; Plasmodiidae. The coding region runs from base 1 to 4155 and encodes 1384 amino acids.
AUGGAUCACAAAAAAUCCAAAGAAAAUAAUAUGGGGGAACUGCCUUAUAAAUAUGAAAUGGUUUCUUCAAUUUUACUAAAAAAUAAUAUCAUAAAUAAUUUUAAUUGUUGUAGAAAUGAAUAUAAGCCAAACUUAAAUAUCCAAUUUUCUGAUAAUAUAACAAUAAAAAAAAAUGUAAAAAGUAGGAAAAGAAAACGAGGAAAAACAAAAAGAAGAACAAGAAUAAUAAAAUAUGGGGAUAGUGAUAUUUUAUAUUUUUCAGUUAUAAGAAUUAAAAAAGGAUACCACAUUCGAAAUAUAUUUAGCACACUAGAAAAAUCAGUAAAGACAAAAGUCCACAAAAUGGAAAAAAUACAAACUACAAUUCAAUUAUCGACGAAAAAUGAGCAACUGAAUAUUAAUAAAGGAGAUAAAAACAGAGAAAAUAAUUUAGGCAAAUUUUUGAGACUAAAUAAUAAUUCUAGAUUAUUAUAUAAUCUAAUAAAUGAUGUAUAUAGAUAUAUAAAUUUUGAAUUAGUAAUUGAUCGUAAAAGAUGCUACCAAUGUUUUUUAUUGAGGCAUGAUAAAAUAAAUAAAUAUUCUAUAAAACUUGUUUCUUUAUAUAAAUAUUUACAAAUAGUGAAAAAAAAAAAAAGCCAGAUAGGCAUAUACGCAAAUGAUUGUAAAACAAAAAAAAAAAAAAACAAUUUCAUUUUUAAUUAUGGUUUUUAUAGCAAACAGGGAAGGUAUCAUGAAAAUGAGGAUACAAGUUCUCAUGUCAUGUUUAGUUCGUAUAAAAUAUAUAAUAAGGUCAGUAAUUUUAUUAAUUCGAUAAAAGCAAAAAAUAAAAAGCGGAAUAUUAAAUAUAACAUAUUAGAAGAUAUUUUUAAAUUAUUAAAAUUGAAACCUAAUAAUAAGCAUAAUAGUGAAUCCAAAUUUUCUGGUACGGACAGUGAUGAAUAUUAUGAAGAAAGCAACUGGGAAAAUAAAGAUAGUAAAACUAAUAAAAAUAGUAGAAAUAGUAAAAAUAUAUUUCAUAGUAAAACCAGUGAAAACAUUUACUUAAAAUUUGCAUUGCCAUCAUAUUACUUAAUCCAAAAGACCUAUAACAAUACAGAAAAAGAGAACUACGAUAUGAUUUGUAAUUACUUUUUUUGUGAUCAAAAUAAUAAGAAGAAAUAUAUAAUAAAAAGACAAAAUAAAAAAAAUAAAGUUUGUGAUUUUGCUCCUUAUAAAUUAAAUGUUAUAAAUUAUGGUGUUGAAAAAUCACAAAUGUUACCAAAUGACAAAGAAGAAAACUACUAUACAUUUAAUGAAAACUUAAAGAAAUACCCAAAUGUUAAAUUUGUUUGCAAAGCAUGCAAAAAAUGGGAAUGUAUAAAAAGUAACGACAAAUAUAAUUUGUGUUACUUUAAUUACCUAUUUAAUCAUUCGAAUAAUGCAAAAAAAAAUAUAAAAAACAAAAAAACUAAUAAUAAUAAUAUUUAUAAUACACACAAUUCAGAUGAUUUUACCGUUUCAGAUGAAUUUGAAUAUUUACAUUAUUACAGUAAAAACAAAAAUAAUGAGGGUUUCCUUUCAGAUGCUAUUUGCGAAAACAACGUGUCUAUACCAUGUAGUAAUAAUAAACGUAUUACAGGUUAUGAUAAAAUUGAAUUAUUUUCUGACUCGGUUAGGAAUAAUAUUAAUUGUUCAUGUAAAAUUGAAAAUAUAGAAGAAAAUGAAAAAGGAGAAGAUCAAAUAAUAAAUAAACAUCAUGAUAAUGUAAAAUACGAACUAAUGACUGAAGGAUUUAUAUUAAAUGAUUAUAUGGUCGAGUGCAAAACUUGCCGGCAUUUUAGAAUGUAUGACAACUUACCAAAUAAUUAUUUCACAGACAUAUUUUUUAAUGAACAUGGUAACUUAAAAUAUCAGAAUUUUAUGAACAAAUCAGGUAAAAGUAUAUUUUGCAAUAUUCCAAUAAUUUGUGAUCAUAAUGAUAAUGAAAUAGGGUAUAUAAAAAAUAGUAAAAUUAACAAAUAUAAAAGCAAUUGUUGUUUAAAAAAUAUAAGAAAUAACAAUUUCUUCAAAUCGAUUGUCCCUUAUUCAUAUUCUGACGUGGAAUUUUAUGAAAAGGAAAAAAAAAUAUAUUUUUUAUAUAAUAAAAAUAAAGCUUAUACAACAAAUAAACAUACCAAUACACUAUCAUUUAUGGAACAAGAAGAUUGCCAUAAUGAUCAAUCAAAAAAAGAAAUGGAUACAACUUUUAGUUCACUAACGAAUUUAAAAAAACAAAAGAAAGAAUACUUUGAUGAUAAAAAAAGAAAAAUGUUUGUAAACUAUUAUAAAAGUACUAUAAAAAGAAAUUCAGGAGAUAAAGAGAGUAAAGAAAAAAAUGAUAAGGAUAAUAAUAGAAAUAUUUUAAAAAAAACACCUACUCAGUUUGAUAUGCAUUUGUUUACAAUAUGUGAUGGCCACACUGAUUCAAAUGCUUCCAUUUUCUUAAUUCAAAACGUUCAUAAAUUAUUUUAUUAUCUUUUAAUUUACACAUUUUUUAAUAUUCACAUGUCUUUAAAACUUUUACACCCCAUACUUGAUAUCUUAUAUUAUAAAUAUAGCUUGGAUAACAAAUUAAGGAAUUAUUCUGGGUCAUGUAUCAUUAAUGUAUUACUUAGGAAAAAUCAUAUAUAUGUAAAUAAUACUGGGGACAGCAAAUGUGCUAUUAUGACAUUUGAUAUGGAAAAAUUUGCAUACGGGGAUUCAAUGAGUAAUAAAUUGAAAAAAGAGAAGAAUAAAAAAAAUGAAAUAAAAAAAAAUAAAAGUGAUAUUGAGAAAAAUAAUAUUUUUCCCAAACCCUCAAAUACCGGAGUUCCUAACUAUAAGAAUUAUAUUAUUAAUGAGGAAUCAAUAUCAUAUAAUGAAUUAAAUUCUGAACAUAAUUGCAAUAACUAUAUGGAAUAUCUUAGAAUGUAUAAAUUAAAUUUUUAUGAUAAUUUAAAAAAGGAUUAUUUUAUCUCAAAAAUGGAAAAAAAUAAAGAAAACUUAAAAAAAAAAGUUAAAAACAUGAGGUGUGAUAAAAAGGAAUUACAUAAAGAAAAAUUUACAACAACCGAUUAUCAAAUUAGAAUCAAAGGCACAGAAGAAGUAUCAAAUAUUAAGGAUUUCAAUGACAGUAAAAAGAAGAAAGGAAAAAAAACAAGAGAAAUGAAGGAACAGAUUUCGAUAAGCAAUGAUUUAAAUGAUUGGAUCAUAAAAAUAAAUAAAUAUAUUUUAAAAGAAGAUGGAAAACAAAUAAAUAUAGGCAAUGUUCCAUUUAAUUUAAUUAAAUUUAACAGAUUAUAUGAAUGUUUACACCCAUGCAGAGUAAUAGGUGAUUAUGAUUUAAAAGGGAAAUGUAAUGAUUCAAAUUUUAUUUUGUCUAACAAUUCUAAUAUAUAUAAAUAUGACAUGAAUAAUAUAAAUUUGAUUAAUAAUAUUCAUUAUAUUUAUAAAAUACAAAAAUGUAUAAAUUGCAAAAUGAUAUAUUUAUUGAAUAGUUAUGGAAAAAUAAAUUCAAUCAAAAAUAUUGCUUUACUUAAUACGAAAAGCGAAUUAUAUCAAAAUAGUAACAUACUUGUAAAUUACAUUGAAAAAGAACAAACAAACGAUUGUUGUAAUAAUGUGAUAGAUAAAUAUGAAAGUUAUAAUUCCUUUGAAGAAAAACUUGAAAGUAUUAUGACCAUUUAUAAAGACAAUGAAAAUAUUAAUGACUCUAAAAAAAUGAAAAAAAAAAAUACUAACUUAUGUUUGAAUGAAUCAUUAUCUCCAUAUUUGCAUAUUAAAAAUAAUUCAUUAAAUAAAAAUUAUGUAUAUCGAUCAGGAAAAAAAGAAAACAAACAUUUUUUUCAUUUGCUAAUUAUCGCAUCGGAUGGUGUUUUUGAAUUUCUUAAUCCGAUUUAUGUUUUAAAUAUAAUAAAAAAUAAUAAACCUAUUUAUAAAAAAAUCCAAAAAAUUUACCAUAUUUACAACACGCAUAUCAUUAAUCGGGAUUCAAAAAACAUCGAUAUAAAUUAUAUGUUGCAUACAUGUAUGUUCACUAAAAAAGAAUGUACACAGCUCGCUAAAAAUAUUGUUAAGAGCACUAUUAAUAGUGGAAAUUUUGAUGACAGUACAUGUUUUUGUAUUUUUUUAUUUCCUACAAUGUUUUUUCAAAAUUAA